CUUGUUAUUUCCUAUUACAUUCACAAUUUCCUUGUAGACAUAUGUUCUUCUUUUCCCUCUCGUUUGAACUUUUUUUAGUUUUGGGGGGAAAGUGAAAUGAAGAGACGCAGCCCAUCGGACGAACAUGCGGAAUUUGGAAAUCCGUAUGUUUCCACUCUCUGAUUCUUCGGCUGGUAGGCUCUGGAUUUUAGUUUAGUUUCUUUAGAAGCAAUGUCCGGUAAUGAAAAUUCUGCCAUCACCGAUGAAGAAAGGGCUCGAAUUUCCCGCAAUUUCAGAGCUGCUAAAGCUCUACUUGCUCGCAAACGCCCUCGUCUUCUCCAUUCUCACCACCUCAUUUCCCAGUGUUCUUCUGAUAAACCUUCAGCUAACCUACUUCCUUGCAGAGUUGCGGAUUUUAGUGUAAAUGUGGCCCAAGGGUGUGAUAAUGGUGCAAAGAGGGCUGCAUUGGCAGAGAUUUCGGGAAACAUUCCGUCAUCGAAGUCAAUUGCAAUUGCAACUGACGCUAGCUCAAAUGGGUUGGGGUUAGAUUGUCUCAAAACUCCUGUAAAAAGUCCAGAAUAUUAUAGUACAAGCAGUUAUUUCUCAGCUCCAAGUAUUCUAGACGAUGAUUUUGAUGAGACCACUUUAGAGGAAAUUGAUGCUCUGUGCGAGCAGGAAUCAUCUGCGCGAGCAGAAAGGCAAGGUUCAUAUUCCAUCUUCCAUGCGGCAAAUCAUGAUGAUGUUAGUUAUAAUGGUGAUCUUAAUAUAGAUCUGGAGUCUGUAAUUGGUAGCGAAAGUAUAGAAACCAAAGACUUAACAUGUUCAUCAGAUACCUUGGAAUCAGGAGUAGAGUGGAUCAACUCUGACUCCGUGACUAGAAAGAUCGGAACCAUGCCGGAAGAGUAUUCAAAAUAUCUGUUGUCUCUUAAUGACAGACAACGAGAAGCAGCUUGUGGUGACAUUUCAAUCCCUUUAAUGAUUCUCGCUGGUCCAGGAAGUGGAAAGACUUCCACAAUGGUUGGUCGAGUUCUGAUGCUUCUUAAUGAGGGUAUAAAGCCGUCAAAUAUUUUGGCAAUGACUUUCACUACUGCAGCUGCUUCUGAAAUGAGAGAUCGUGUUGGUGCGGUGGCUGGGAAGAAAAUGGCAAAAGAACUUGUGAUUAGCACAUUUCAUUCAUUUUCAUUGCAACUUUGUCGUUUGCAUGCAGAAAAGUUGGAGCGCACUACAGAUUUUUCAAUAUAUGGACAUGGGCAACAAAGGAGGGCAAUCAUUGAGGCUGUGCGUCUAUUGGAAAAUGACAAAAGUAGACAAAAAGUGGACUCGAACAUACUUGGUAAUGCUUCUAAGGAUGUUACACCGUCAAAUUUUAAGGAUAAGUCGAAGAAAUGGCAAAAAUUUGUCCCUAAGGCUAAAGCAUGUGGAACGACUUCUGCAGAAUUACUUACAAAGGGUGAUGAGAUUGGAGCUGGAGUUCUUGACAACUAUAAUACUAUUUUGAAAUCUUGUAAUGCUCUGGACUACCACGACUUAAUAUGCUGUUCCUUGAAGCUGCUUACUGAUUUUCCUGAAGUAUACGAGGAGUGUCUGGAUACAUGGAAAGCCAUUAUUAUUGACGAGUUUCAAGAUACAAGUACCAUGCAAUACAAGCUUCUCCAGAUUCUGGCAUCCCAUAAGCGGAUAACUAUAGUUGGUGACGAUGAUCAGUCCAUAUUCAGUUUCAACGGAGCCGAUACCUCUGGAUUUGACUCUUUCCGUAAGGAUUUCCCAACCUAUAAAGAGAUUAGACUCAAUAAAAAUUAUCGAUCUACAGGCUGUAUUAUUGAGGCUGCAUAUUCUCUGAUACAAAAUAAUAAAAAAAGAUGCCCACUCAAAGAUGUUCAAACUGAUAAUUUAACUGGAUCUAAGAUUACAAUAAAAGAAUGCAAUAAUGAGGGUGCUCAAUGUGCAUUUAUUAUUGACAAGAUCAUGGAAAGCACUUCAAAUGGCUCAAGUUCCAAAGGCUUCGGGAGCUUUGCAGUUCUUUACCGGAGGCAGAUAUCAGGAAAAAUCUUUCAAACAGCUUUCCGUGAAAGAAAAAUACCAUUUAAUGUUCAUGGUGUGGCCUUUUACCGAAAAAAGGUAGUCAAAACCAUUAUUGCUCUGCUUAGAACAGCAUUUCCUGAUUGCGAUGAUGGUGCUUAUCGUCAAGCUUUUAAGGCUUUAAUUCCUUUUGAGAAAGAGGAAAAGAAGAGGAUAAUUAAUCACAUUGACAAAAUUUCAACAAUAAGAAAAUGUCCAUUGAUUACUGCUGCAAGGGACAUCUUCAGUUCAAAGAUUUCUGGUACCUUAAAGAGGAGUCAACUUAACCAAGGGCGUAAGGUGUUGUCAACAUUAGAGAUGAUAUCAAGACUUGUUCUAAGGGAGCAAUCAAUUUCAACAGUUAUAACCUCUGUGUCUAACAUGUUACCUGAGAAGUAUCUUCUUGAGCAACAGGCAGUUAUUAAUGUUGAUGGGGGAAAAUUGCUGAACGAAGACAAUGAUACCAGAUCUGUUCUUCAGUAUUUGUUGGACGAUGUCUCCAACUUUAUGUCAAGCCAUUUUACUGCGGGAGAAGGAAAGAGAGACAGUAUGGGAAGUGAUCCAGGUUGUCUUAAUGCUCUAAAAGCUUUUGUUGACCAUGUAUCUGAGAGGGAAAAAGCAAAUUUCUGCUCUCGUCGUGUUGACAAUGAAAACUCUGUCACUUUGACUACCAUUCAUCAGUCAAAAGGCUUGGAGUGGGAUAUUGUCUUCAUAAUUAAGGCCAAUGAAUCAGAGAUUCCUCUCUUGCAUGAAUCCAGUGGCAUUACAAGGGAAAACGGAAGCUCGAUUGAGGAAGAACGACGCUUACUAUAUGUUGCAAUGACACGUGCUCGAGAGAAACUUUUUAUAUCGUAUGUCUUGAUGGACUCUGAUUGGCAGAUACUUCAACCUUCAAGAUUUCUCAAAGAAAUUCCAGAUCAUGUUCGAGAGAUACAGGGUGAAGCUAGUAUUCAACACUUGCAAAAUAAACACCACGAUGUUUUAAAACAGAAUAUGCACUUGCCUCCUGAAAAAUCUAUAUCAGCUGAUUUGGAUGUGGGAUUAAAUGAUCCUGCUAACAUUCAAAUUGGCAUUAUAGAUUUCGAAGAACCAAUAGAGAUCACUCAUGGGAAUAGUUUCCUAAAAAGAUUUAAUGUGGAUAACAGAGCAAUUAUUUCCCACUUAUUUCAUCAAUGGGCCAAGAAAAAGGCAUUUCAAGAUCCUAAAAGGCUAAUUGAUAAGGUGGGCUUUGUAAUUGACGAACGGUUGAGAGUGAAGAAAUGCAAAUCCAAGGAAAUCUUGCGUACACUGAAGUCGUCAUUGACCAGUGAUGAAGCACUUCAGUAUGCUGAAUAUGUUUUGAGAUGGGAACAGAUUCCUGCUGAUAAACGUGCUCUCUUGAUGCAGGAAAAGCAGGAGCAUUUCCAGAAAUUAAGGAUUGAAAAUGCAAUGGGCUCCUCAGCACCUACAGCAAAACAGAUUUCGUAUUUGCGCAAUUUGGGAUGUACUAUUACUCCGACAUCGCGUCUCCAUGCGUCGUCCUUGAUCGAGCAGUAUAAGUCACUAUAACUAGCUAGAAAAAACGCCAAAAGGAAAUGAACCAUUGUCAUGUAUGUACCUGCCAAUUGGUAACAUUAAAGUUGUAUGGUGCAUUGUGUCAUAUUUAUUCUUCAUCUCAUUUUCAAGUUGAAACAGUUUUCUUGACAUCAUUUGUAAUUCCGUAGGUGUAGAAAUCAUUAUUUGUUAAAACCAACAUAUUUAGACCACAGGGGAGGUUCUAUUUUAUUUUUAUUUUUAUAAUCAUUAGUAUUAUAUAUUGAUGAAAAUAACGUCGAAGUUUAUUAGUUGGAUCAUGAAUGUAAUGUACAGUUUAUUAUUUAUUGAUUUGU
Molecule: messenger RNA, 3905 nt
Organism: Momordica charantia (bitter melon)
Lineage: Eukaryota; Viridiplantae; Streptophyta; Magnoliopsida; Cucurbitales; Cucurbitaceae
Source: RefSeq, a predicted model, not a curated record